Caretta caretta (loggerhead turtle) is the source of this 1660-nucleotide messenger RNA. The record is from RefSeq and is a predicted model, not a curated record. NCBI's taxonomy places the organism in Eukaryota, Metazoa, Chordata, Testudines, Cheloniidae.
AUGGUAAUGUGUCUUGCAGUCACUGAAGAACUUCUUAGACAACGUGCAGAGCAUAACAACCGUGAACUUUUUUCACUGGAAGAAAUCUCCUUGCACCAGCAGGAAAUAGAAAAACUAGAAUACAUUGACAAAUUGUGUCGAGAUUUAAAAAUCCUCUAUCUUCAAAAUAACCUAAUUCCAAAAAUAGAAAAUGUAAGCAAACUAAAGAAGCUUGAAUAUUUAAAUUUAGCUUUGAACAACAUUGAAAGAAUUGAAAAUUUGGAAGGAUGUGAAGAACUGCAGAAACUUGACCUGACAGCAAAUUUCGUUGGAGAACUGUCCAGUAUUGAAAUCCUAAAACACAACAUACAUCUUAAAGAACUCUUUCUGGUGGGGAAUCCAUGCACUGAGUUUGAGGGUUACAGACAGUUUGUGGUGGCAACUCUUCAUCAAUUAAAAUGGUUGGAUAGUAAAGAAAUAGAACGUUCCGAGAGGAUUCAGGCAUUGCAGAACUAUCGACAGGUAGAGAAGCAAAUUAGAGACCAGGAACAGGUUUACCUUCUCAAAAGGGCCAGAGAAAAAGAAGAGGCCCUAAAAAAAAUACAAGAAAAGCAGGAGAAGAAAAAAGAAAAACAAAUAAAACCUAAACCUGGAUUUGACGGACGUUGGUACACAGACAUCAACAACAUCAACCCAGAUCCUCUAAAAGACAAAGAAAACCACCAGCAGAAAGAAACAGAAAAGGAAUACCAAGAAUGGAAAAUAGAUACAGAUGAUGAAGAGGACAGAGCUUUUUGGGAGGAGCCCACACCUUAUACUCCAGAGUCUAGAUUAGAAGCUCACAGACAUCUUGAAGAAAAACGGAGAGUUAAAGAAAAUAUUAGAGGGCAAAAAGUGAAAGAGAAGCCACCUAGGACUUUGAUCACUGCAGAAGGAAAAGUUCUGAAUAUGAAUGAGCCAAAGCUUCAUUUCUUUUUGAAAGAUGAUGAAGAAAACAACCAGUUCAUCCUGGAUCUUGCUGUUUAUAGACAUCUGGACAGCUCUCUAAUUGAUGUUGAUGUCCAGCCAACUUACCUCCGCGUAAUGGUGAAGGAUAAGCCAUUUCAACUUGUGCUUCCUGCAGAGGUGAAGCCAGAUAGCAGCUCUGCUAAAAGAUCUCAGACAACUGGACAUUUAGUUAUCAGCAUGCCAAAGGUUCAAGAAAUAAUUAUGGCUAACCGAAAAACACCCACUUUGGUCAAACCUUCUGACAGCAACAAACUGCAGACAAAUAUAAAAAGGGAGCAAGUUGAGAAACUAGAAGUGGAUCCCAGCAAAUAUUCAUUCCCUGAUGUGGCAAACAUAAUCCAAGAAAAGGAGCGAAUUGGGCAAGGACCUAUUAAUCUGCAGCAACAAAAGGUUAUAGACACUGAGAAUAGUUGUGUUGACUUUGAAGAUAACCAAGAUGUUCCACCCUUAAUAUGAAAUGUUACUGUAGGGUUCCAUUGUUUGUUACCCAUGUGACCCACAGAUUACGUGAACAGUUUUCUUGACUCAAAUUUUGCAGCAGCAUCUUCUGACGUUACAAAAUAUUAUUUCAGCUCUUACUGUAAACUGACUUUUGUUAUACUUGUGCUUUAUCUUGCUGCUGCCUUUUGUUAUAUUAGGAACAAUAUGCCUUUAAUAAACUGUUUUCCAAUUA